Messenger RNA from Pelobates cultripes (western spadefoot toad), 456 nucleotides. The record is from the annotation of a GenBank genome assembly. Lineage: Eukaryota; Metazoa; Chordata; Amphibia; Anura; Pelobatidae.
AUGCAAUUAAGGCCCAGCAACGAGACCACCUUGACCGGUGACCUCGUCCAAAAUGGUGGAUGCCAUAUGAGCUGGGGAUGGAGAAAAGGGAGUAUCCUUCCUUCGCGUCCAAGUUUGACAGUAAAGACCCUAAACUCACCUCGCGGAAAAGACAGGCGACACUUCAAGAAACCCGACCGUCCAACCGCGUGUGCCGCACACCUCUGCCGUAAAGCCAGUCAACCUUCCCCAGCCUGCCGUAAAAGAACCACGGACGUUACGCCUAAGGGUCCCACUGAACUAAACCCACAUGCUUUGGAGACUACACAAGCAAGACCCAGCGCCCAUGACAAACUGUCACCAACCGACCCAGAGCCUGGCCGCAGGGACCCCCGAAGAGACCACCUACUCUCCCAUGGCGAAGCAGCAGCUAUGCCCUUAGACACUUUUCUCUCACCAGCCAUAUGGCAGAAAUGA